This is a messenger RNA of Colletotrichum fioriniae, 1038 nucleotides long. NCBI's taxonomy places the organism in Eukaryota, Fungi, Ascomycota, Sordariomycetes, Glomerellales, Glomerellaceae. The record is from RefSeq and is a predicted model, not a curated record.
AUGCGACUCUUGAACGUCGAAACGAGAAAGCUACAAGAAUUCGUCGUCAAUAUACCAAGAUAUGCGAUAUUGUCACACACCUGGGGCGACGACGAGGUCACCUUCCAAGACCUCGACCGUCCUGACCACACCAACAAACGAGGCUACGUCAAGAUCGACGGCACCUGCUGCCUGGCGGCCCGAGAUGGCAUCAAGUGGGUGUGGGUUGAUACUUGCUGCAUCGACAAGACGAGCAGUACAGAACUCUCCGAGGCUAUCAACUCCAUGUACCAGUGGUACAAUGAAUCCUCUACCUGCUAUGCCUAUCUCGAAGACGUCCAGCAAGGCGAUGAUCCGAGCAGCUUCGACAGCCAAUUUUGCGACAGUCGGUGGUUCACUAGAGGCUGGACGUUGCAGGAGCUUCUCGCCCCCAAAACAGUCGAGUUCUUUGAUGCUGCGUGGAAGAAUCUUGGCACUCGCUCUUCACUAGCGCCCAAGAUCGAGUCCAUCACCAGUAUACCGACCGAUUUCCUCGAAAGAAAUGAAGAAUACCCCGCUAUCCACUCCGCAAAGAUCGCCAUGCGGAUGUCGUGGGCUGCUCGGCGGCAGACAACGAGAGUAGAGGAUAUAGCAUACUCUCUUCUCGGGAUAUUUGAUGUUAACAUGCCACUGCUCUAUGGCGAGGGGGAAAGGGCUUUUGAGAGGCUGCAGAUCGAGAUUAUGAAGCAGUCUUCCGACGAUUCAAUACUCGCAUGGGCAAGGAAGGGCAAGGCGGGAAUAUCUCUCGAAAGGGCACGUAUCGAGCUUAUGGAAAGAAAUGAUAUGAUGCAGUUUACCGACAAUUCGACACUCGUAUUGACAAGCGAGAGCGAGGGGGAAGGGGCUUUGGAGAGUCCGCAGACCGAGAUGAUGGGGCAGUCUUCGGACGAUUCGAUACCAUCAUGGACAUGGAAGUACGAGGGCAAGCCAGAGCCGGACAAAAACCUUGACAGUCCAUUUGGCAUCUUUUGGGACAAAGGGUUGUUGGCCCAGUGCCCCGAUGACUUUGCCUGGCUAUAG